This is a messenger RNA of Pocillopora verrucosa, 1314 nucleotides long. NCBI's taxonomy places the organism in Eukaryota, Metazoa, Cnidaria, Anthozoa, Scleractinia, Pocilloporidae. The record is from RefSeq and is a predicted model, not a curated record.
AUGACAGAGGUGUGUAGGGAUUGGAAAGAGAAGACAGUGGCCCUGGGAGCAGAUGGAGCAAAUGUUAUGCUUGGAGAAAUAAGUGGUGUUUAUGGCUUGCUUAAACAAGGAAUUCCUCACAUUAUUAAGGUACACUGCGUUGCACAUAGGUUAGAACUUUCAUUUGCAGACACCUUGUCAGAUGUUCCAGUUCUUAAAGAUGUCAAAGAAAUGCUUCAAGGUAUUUGGAAGCACUAUCAUUAUUCUCCAAAGGCAGUCCGUGAGCUUAAAGAACUAGCUGAGAGUAUGGAAGUGCGAGCAUAUAAGGCAAUCAAAGCAGACGGUACAAGGUGGGUACCACAUAUGCAAAGAGCACUGAAUAUUCUCUUGUCAAAGAACUUUCAAGUUGUAGUUUUGCACUUCCAACAUACCUCACAAGCAAGGGAUGCCAGUAACCAGAUGCAAGGAAGGGCUGUGAAUUACAGCAAAAAAUUCACAAGCUACAAAUUUGUUGCCAUCAUGCAUCUGUUACUUGACAUCGUAGAUGCACUUUCCAAAGUGAGUCUUAGCUUCCAGGAGGAUGGAAUAACAAUCUCAAGAGUUCAAGAUAACUUAACUGCCCUUUUAGCAAAACUUGAAUCUUUCAAGGAAAGACCUGGUCAGCAACUAAACUCUUUCCUUACGGAAGUAGGGGAUGGCAACACAUUUAAGGGCGUAGAGCUUCAAAGGGAUGCAGACAGGCAGGCUAUUAAUGCUAUCCAGGCAUCUGCGGUGAAUGCUGCCAUGACAUUCAUCCAAGAGAGGUUUGAAGGGAUGGAAACAGAUCCAGUAUUGUCAGCAGCAGCUGUCUUGACAAACCACCGAGGUUGGCCAGUUACAGACAGGCAUCGGCUGCUCUUACAUGGCGAAAAUGAAAUCCAGACACUACAUGGUCAUUUUCAGGUACCUCUAGAGCAGCACAACUUCAGCCUGCAUGACUGUCUUGAUGAAUGGAUGAGUCUGAAAUUCCAUGUACAGAGAGCAGAACUUGAACUCAGGCAAAGCGAAUUCUGGAAGAACAAAUUUAUGUUUUGCAAAGAUGAUUAUCCAAACCUGCUAAUUUUAGUGGAAUUAUGUCUUGUAAUUCCUUGCCAGACUGCUUGCUGCGAGCAGGGGAACUCUUGCAUGAACAGAAUCAUGACUGACUGGAGGUCAACCUUGAAUGUUUCUACUAUUGAUGAGUUGAUGAGAAUAGCUAUCAGUGGACCUUCUCAUGAGGACUAUACUGCAGUUCUUGCAGUUGGGCACUGGCUGGAGGAGUCAGAACGGAGCAGACAGCCUACAUUGAUGGACUGA